AUAGUUGCAAAAUGAGUUUAGCUGAUUUAUUAGCCCAGUCUAGGACGCUUACAACGCACUUAUCAAAACCUGAUUUACCACAAAUACACCUCGGUUUAGACCAAAUUGAGAAUCAGUCAAAGAAACUAGUACACAAGCAACGCGGUGAUAUCGACUCACGAGCACACUACUUGCUCGCUUCAGGCGGAUUGAAUGCUAGUGACUUGUCUUCAAAGAUAUUCAACGUCAAUAGCAACCUCAACAGCACUUUUGAACCCCUCCAGCCUUUGCAUGACAACGACGUCCAGGGCUAUCUUAGGCACGACUACGAGCAGACUAUCAUUUCAGCCAUAGAAGAGGGCAGGAGAGAUACCCUCAACGACUUCCAUGAUAAUUUGGCUACAAACAUGCAAACUUCCUGGGAUAAGCGCAAGGCUGCUAUUUUUGAAGAGCUAGGCCAACACGCUACAGGUAUAGCCCCUACUAUGGAUUACCUUCCAGAGUCUUCUCUUUCAGCUUCCGUUCACGCAUCAAUCCCUUCAACUAGCCUCGCUAUGAAUACCCGGAUGAACAGCUACGUAAACGUCGUAAAGAAACUCAACGAAUAUCGUUUACAAGGCUACAAUUACGGUUUAAUCUCAGAAUUCGCUAACGUAGCAAAAUCAUUGUCAACCACAGACUCCCGCUCGAAUCAAGUACACGAUUGUUGGAACCUUUUAGCAUCCAGCCUAAGAGAGAAGAGUGUUGUUAAUGGAGAGUUUCAAAGGGCAGCCCUUAGUGAACGUGAAUACGCUCAUGCUUAUCUUUUCGAGAGCGUCGAAAGCGAAUCAGCCAGAAAUUUGCGUACAAUGUGGACAAACGGCUCAAAGCGUUUCUUAGAACAUCAAUUCUUGAAAUAUAUCGAAAAGAUUAUCGUACAAAAUCCAUCACAAGCUCAAGUUGGUGGUGUACCUCUCAUUCAAAACAAGGUUAGAGGUUUCUUGAACGUGAAAUACCGCAAAAAUGGUGGCUGGUCAGAUCCAAAGAUUGAGAUCAUCUCGGGUCAACCAAUCUGGGCUAUGCUCUUCACCCUUCUUCGCACUGGACAUGCUCAAGAAGCCCUUGAAUUAGCUACUGAAAGUGAGGAAGCUUUGGGUAAAACUGAAAGAGAGUUUGUUCCGUAUUUCAAGGCAUGGUUAGAUUCUCCAGAUCAACGCCUUCCAAAGCAACUCAGGGACAGAUUCAUGUCAACUUACAACACAAGAAUUAGAUUUGCGGCUGAGAGUGGAUCUAUCGAUCCAUAUAAGCACGCUCUUUACAAGCUUGUUGGUAGAGCGGAACUUUCAAGACGUAAUCUUCCAUCAGUUACUAAUACAACUGAAGACUGGUUAUGGUUACAACUCUCACUUGUUAGAGAAAGCUCACCAGGUGAAGAUACGCCUUCUGAGUCAUUCGGUUUGAGAGAAUUGGCUGGUUUAUUGCUCAAAUUCGGUGAAAAACAUUUCGAUCCAAAAGGAAACAAUCCUAUCAAAUACUUCACCGUUUUGCUCCUUUGCGGUCAAUUCGAGAGAGCUGUUGGGUAUCUCUACAAUAAUCUGCAAUACCAAGUAGACGCUGUGCAAUUCGCAGUUGCCUUGUCUUACUAUGGCUUACUCAGGGCGCCGGAGAAAUCACAUACCUCUGAAAUUGAGCUACUCACAUCAGACGCAAAUGGACAACCAGCACUAGAUUUCGCAAGGAUAAUACAUAGAUACACACGUAUAUUCGCACGUUCUGAUCCACAAGAAGCGCUUCAAUAUCUCUACUUGAUUUGUCUUAACAGUGACGCACCACAACCUAUCUCAAGACAACAAAUCGCACUGUGUCAUGCCUAUAUCAAGGACCUUGUACUCGAAACCAGAUCGUACGCACACUUACUCGGUGAAGUCAAACCAGAUGGCACUAAAACUCAAGGUUUGAUUGAACGCGAUUUGAAACUUAUUAAGCUCGAUGAUGAGCGUGAUUACCUUCUCAAUAUUGUCAAAUCUGCAGCCUCUCGAGCUGAACUCGAGAAGCGUACAAAGGAUGCAAUUUUAUUAUACAAUCUUGCAGAAGAAUAUGACGUUGUUGUCACCGUUCUCUGUCGGGAAUUGGGUGCAUCAUUGUCUGUUAAUCCUGCUCCACAAAAUGAUGAUAUUUUCGAUCUCGCACGUGGUAUACUCGAUCAUUAUAAGCGUGACGCAAGAAUCGCACAUCGCGUUAGCCAGAAGAACAGAGAAACUGUUGGCGUUCUCCUUAGAUUGAAAGAGGCACUCACACUUUAUGAACAAUCACAAUUAGACGCUGCACUUAGCACAAUUGAAGAUGUCAAACUUAUCCCUCUCAACGGAGAUGUUAUUAGUAUUACGAGAAAAAGUGAAGAGUUUAAAGAUUUGGAUGAAAGUAUUUCACGUAAUCUCUCCGAUGUUUUACUCAUCACUAUGAACAUACUCUUCAAGAUACAUGCAAACUUAAAAGAAUCUCCAUUUGGUGAUAGCUCGAGACAAAACAAAAUGUCACAGCUCCGCGCUAAAGCUCGUACUCUCAUGAUGUUCGUUGGUCUCCUGAGAUUUAGGAUCUCCAGUGAUGUCCUUCAACAACUCUCCAGAUUAGACGUUAUGAUGGUCUAAAAUUACUUAUUGAAAGUUUCUAAUUUAUGCAUUUUUGUUAAAACAAUUGAAAUAUUUAAUUAAGACAGUGAGUAGUGAGUUGUAUAAAAUUUAGGUAUCACACCUAAUGGUGGUGAGAUUUCUCAUAAGUACCUUCGAGUUUCUUCUCUUGUAUUGCUCUUGACGUUUCUGCUAACCAUGCUGCACUCUCCUCGCGUGUAAAGCCUAACUUUCUGUGUGGGUAAUUAGCAUUUAUAUGAACGGCCUACAUAUCCACUCACGUUCCACGAGUGAUGGCAUCUGGCUCCUGAAGAGAAAGUGGAUUUAAAUGCUUGUUCAAAUCCAAUUCGGAGAGUGUGUGGUUCGUGAAGCGAUGGUUACUCUCAUCAGCUCGGACAACCAUAACGAGAUCCAACAUAGUGCUAUCAGCUGGUAAUUGCCAAUAACCACGUGCUAUCGAUGGGAUCUCCUUAUGUUUCCAACCAGGAACAUAGCCAGCUUUUAUUUCUGGAGUUGCGUGAGACCAGAAGUUAAAAUAAAAGUAGGAAUACAUACCUUUCAUUGCUCUUGUGUAAGUGACAACAGCUUCCUCUUCCAAGACUGCAGUAAAUCUAUGACAAAUCUUUGGGUUGAUAAGGUACGACACGAAGAACAAGUUGAAGAAAACACCUUGAGCGCCUAAAACCAUUGCUCGCAUCCAGAUUGAUGGUUUUUCAACAGCAAGGAAUGACAUAAGGUGCAUCCUUUCGUUUUCAGCCUCUAUUUUUGGUGAGCGUUAUCUUACUCUAAUGUAUGACGUACCUGCAAGUAACAUAUUGAUGUAACCCCCAUCACGGUCCAUACGUCUCAAGCUACGGAGAUGACGGAGCAUACUGGCUACAAAACCUGGUACACCAGCUACUGAUUCGAGGAAAAUGAAUCUUCUUAGCCAUUGUUUUUCACUCAAAACAUAUCCUUUACUAAUCAACCAUGGUAAUGGCUUGUCUUUAACGUCUGGUGUUAUCUCUCUAUGUUUAUAUCCAGUCACAAUGUCAAAGCUGCUUCUGAGGAGCUUUACUAGUGCAUUUGCGAGCCUAUCACUUAGUGUUUUCUUCUCAAAUUCAAGAAUCUUUACACUGUCGAGUUCCUCUUUAGUGUAGACUGGACUUGUGAGUAAAUAGUCGCCUAAUGGUUUAUUGUUCCAAUCUAAUGUUUGUUGUUCAAUCCUUUGGAAUGGAGCUGUCUUCUGGAAGUGAACACCUUCUGUACCAGUUUUCUUAGAUAAAUCUAGAUCACUGUUUGCGUGGGUUUUCUCGUAGUUUACAUCUUCUACCGUAGGUUUACUUGACUGGGGAUAGCCAGGGUUGCUAGAUGUAGCUCUGCUAGCGGCGAAUAGCUGUGAAGAUGUUGAUAAGCUAUUUGCUUGAAGGAUACCCCUAGUCAGUGGCAAUGCCACGUAUGUUGAUAUCUUUGAACGUGCAAGUAACAUUUUAAAAGUCUGUUAUUGUGGGUGUUUGUU
Molecule: messenger RNA, 4083 nt
Organism: Wallemia mellicola CBS 633.66
Lineage: Eukaryota; Fungi; Basidiomycota; Wallemiomycetes; Wallemiales; Wallemiaceae
Product: NIC-domain-containing protein
Exons: 4
Coding region: 12-2606 (864 amino acids)
Biological process (GO): poly(A)+ mRNA export from nucleus; protein import into nucleus
Cellular component (GO): nuclear pore
Molecular function (GO): structural constituent of nuclear pore
Source: RefSeq, a predicted model, not a curated record